Geodia barretti is the source of this 1561-nucleotide messenger RNA. The record is from the annotation of a GenBank genome assembly. NCBI's taxonomy places the organism in Eukaryota, Metazoa, Porifera, Demospongiae, Tetractinellida, Geodiidae.
GACUGAGCGUAUAAUUAGAGAGCAGAGGCUCUCUCCUUUCUCUUCCUCGGUUAUGGAGGUACUGAGCUAUGUUUUCAGACAGAUGUGGACAGGACGCAGUUUGGGGAAGACGCUGCUGAUGGUCGGAGUGGCGCUGGCUGCAUAUCAGGCAUACAAGAGAUGGAGACGGCGGCGCGCGCUGAGCAGGCUCUCCGGGAAAGUGGUGCUAAUAACAGGAGCGAGCUCAGGACUUGGGGAAGCUCUUGCCAGGCUGUUUCACAGUGUGGGUGCAAAGGUCAUCCUUGCAUCCAGGGAUCUGCAGAAACUCCAGGCUCUGAAAUUCCAGCUGGACACCACUCCCGCACCGAAAGAGUCAACCAAUCUCCGACUCCACUCCCCCAAGACCCUAGUUCUGGAUCUCUCGUCUCCGUCCUCUCUCCCCGACAGAGCCAGAGAAGCCAUGCAGGCAUUCGGGAGAGUCGACAUACUCGUGAACAACGCUGGGAUCAGUUCUCGGGGGGCGGCUCUGGACACGGAGCUGGCUGUAGACAGGAAGAUCAUGGAGACUAACUUCUUUGGGACCGUCUCACUCACCAGAGCCCUGUUGCCUGCCAUGGUGGAGCAGGGAGGAGGUCACAUUGUGGUAGUCAGCAGUCUGCAGGGGAAGAUUGGCAUCCCGCAUCGUUCCUCAUACGCAGCCUCGAAACACGCACUGCACGGCUAUUUCGACAGUCUUCGGUGUGAGCUAGGCCCCAGAGGGGUCAGGGUCUCCACUGUCUGUCCUGGGUACAUCAGAACCCAGCUCUCGCUCAAUGCUCUGGCUCCAGACGGAUCCAAACAUGGGGUGCUAGAUCCAACUACAGCUAAAGGGAUGAGUCCAGAAUACGUAGCUGUAAAGAUACUUUACACUGUCGCUGAAGGUGGGCGGAGUCUCGUUGUGGCCACACCCACUCAUCAUUUGGCCCUCUACCUGUCGUUUUUCUGGCCUUCCCUUCUGGACUGGGUCCUCCAGCAGAGGGCCAAGAUCACAUGACAAUCACAUGACAGCUAUAUAGUUUCUUUUCAUGACAUUUUGUUGUGUGUGUGAGUUGGCAGAACUACCCAUUGGCUAUUGUGUUCCACAAGCCAACUCAGUCAGAUGAUUGUGUAUAACGGUCCCAGUACCCCACCUAGUAUUUAGUGGAGGGCUGAUGCCUUGCUCAACUCUUGCAUAAUUAUAGUGAAAAACACUCGUAUAUAUAUAGUGAACUAGUAAAAUGAACACAGCAAACGAGAAACGAAGGUGAGACUGACAAGAACAAAAGACACAUGGAGAGACGUAAAAUGUGUGAGCUAGGGGUCGGACGACGGUAAAUAUUGUCCCCCCCGGCCCCCAUGUAGUGAGCUAGGGGGUCGGACGACAGUAAAUAUUGUCCCCCCCGGCCCCCAUGUAGUGAGUCCACGGUUGCUGUUCUCCUGGUAGGAACCUCUCCAACCACCUCUCUCCCUCCUCCUCCCCCAUCUCCUCCUUCACCCUCGUCUCCAGCGUCUCCACAAAGACAGUGAAGUGCGGAGGAAGAUCCUGGAUCACUACCUCCUCGCU